Microsporum canis CBS 113480 is the source of this 1440-nucleotide messenger RNA. Its product is annotated as aspartic protease. NCBI's taxonomy places the organism in Eukaryota, Fungi, Ascomycota, Eurotiomycetes, Onygenales, Arthrodermataceae. Bases 1 to 1440 code for a protein of 479 amino acids. Gene Ontology annotation, molecular function: aspartic-type endopeptidase activity. The transcript has 3 exons. Gene Ontology annotation, biological process: proteolysis. The record is from RefSeq and is a predicted model, not a curated record.
AUGCGUGGCGACUCUUUUAUCUGGUCGCUAACCACGGCCGCCUCGCUCCUGUAUGCCACCGUCGAGUCUCUCCAGGUUGUCAAGAGAGAUAACCCGUCGAUUGUCGGAUUCGAUAUCGAGCGUUUCCAGGUUGCAAAGCCAGUCCAUCGAGACAUCAUCGCCAAAAGAGCCUCGGGCAAGACCGUUAGUCAAGACCUGGAUAACCAGACUAUUCGUGCGCACAUCGACACUGGCAGCAGUGAUCUAUGGGUCAAUACCGACGACUCACAGUUCUGCAGCUCAAGACGGUCGCCAUGCAGAGAGGGUGGCACAUUCGACUCCUCGAGUUCUAGCACCUAUCAGCUUGUCUCCAACGACUUCAAUAUAUCUUACGUCGAUGGAUCAGGCGCCAGUGGUGAUUACGUCACGGACGUCAUCGAAGUUGGAGGCAUCCAGUUGAAAGAGUUCCAGUUUGCCAUCGGCCAUACUUCGUCCAGUCCUCUUGGUGUUUUGGGAAUUGGAUAUGAAGCUGGUGAAGCCCUGGUUUCCAGGUUCGGUGAUGAAUCAUAUCCCAACCUUCCUGCUGCCCUUGUUAAGGCAGGCCACAUCCGCUCAAACGCAUACUCUCUCUGGCUCAACGACCUAAGCGCCAGUCGUGGCCAGAUCCUCUUCGGUGGCGUAGACACCGGCAAGUUCGAGGGCAAACUCCAAACCGUGCCUGUCCUUCAUACCAGCGGUGGCGAUUACACCUCCCUCGUCAUAGCUCUAACUAGCGUUGGGAUCCGGACUGCCUCCGAAGGCAGCCUCGACACCUUCCCAGCCCAACCAGUCGCCGUCGCCAUGGACUCCGGUAGCAGUCUGAGUUACCUCCCCGAUGCUCUCGCGGCCAAGAUCUAUAACUCCAUUGACGCCGUGUUCGAUCCAUCCAACAACCUCGCAUUCGUCCCUUGCUCAAUGGUUAAUGACGACAGAAAGCUUGUCUUCACCUUCUCCUCGCCCCAGAUCACUGUCGGCAUGGACGAGCUUGUCAUUGAUCUUGGGCCGGAUGCCAACGGCAACGAAGCUACCUUCAGAGAUGGCUCAAAGGCCUGCGUCUUCGGCAUCGCACCUGCAGGCCGCUCGAUCUCUAUUCUAGGUGACACCGUGCUCCGCAGCGCUUAUCUCGUCUACGAUCUAGAUAACAAUGAGAUCUCCAUUGCCCCGACCCGGUUCAACUCCACCGUUACCAACAUUAUGGAAAUUGGAACCGGCAAGAAUAGCGUACCCGACGCGACUGGUGUGCCAAACGCCGUGACAAGCGCUCCAAUCACCCAGGCUACCGGCCUUUCCGGAAUCGAGACCGGAGUCCCUGGCGCAAGGCCUACCUCACGGGGGGCUGCUCCCACAAUGAGGCCAGACGUCACCUUUGGCGUUGCUGCUGCUGGCCUUGCCGGUGCUGGUAUACUCUUCGCCUUUAUGUAA